AUGUCUGAAGAAGAUCAGUUCAUUUCGGUGCAAUGGGACAGGGAUGAAGUCAACAAGGACACAGACACCAGCACCGCCUUGUACAACGAUACGAUUGCAGAAGAGCCAGCUGAAUCAAACACGGAUCAAAAUGGCGCGACGACGACGACGACGGCUAAUGCUUCUUCGUCGCAUCAUGAGCUGCAGCAAGAGUUUAGUCCCGUCGCUGCUUCAAACAUUGCAAAUGACGAGGAGUCGAUACUCAAGACGGCUGCACCUGAUGACGCCGAUGACUUGCACGACGAUAAUGAUCCCAGCAACUCUCUUUUUAUAUCUUCAAAUGCUCCGUUGGCUGCAGAAAGCGGGGAAGAUCAAGUUGAAACAGAGCAGAGUCACGGUCAGAUUCAGGGCCAGAGUCAGGGCCAGAGUCAGGGCCAGAGUCAAAGCCAGAGUCAAAGCCACGAAGAAGCAUUGGCUACGCAGGAGAAUCAACGUAGUCGUGGCAGCGAGGAUAUUCUCGCUACAGUUGCUCAAUCAAUCGAUACAUCAUUCUUUGACAAGUACUCGAUCAAAGUCUCCGUGACUCACCCGACGCGUGAUUUGGAUGCCUCGUCAAAACCAUUUAUUUCCUAUCUCGUAACAACCACAACUGACAACCCUUCGAUCUUAAAAUUGUGCAAGGAGAAAACGAUCAAAGAGGGAGAAGAAUAUGCUACAUUUAGUGUCCGCAGAAGAUACGGCGACUUCAGGUAUUUAUACGAGAGCUUGACCAAUGACUUCCCCACUGUUAUGGUGCCGCCCUUGCCCUCGAAGCUGAAUAUCAAAUACCUCACUGGUGACACCUUUAGCCAUGACUUUGUGCAUAAACGUUUACAUUCAUUAGACCGGUUUGUGCGUUUUAUUGUCCAGCAUCGAGAAUGCUCUCAACUGUCCAUCUUUCAUUUAUUCAUUAGCGACUCGGGCGACUGGAACACGUUUACCACGUCGUUAAAGAUUAAAGAAUUGAGCAUCAAUGGAGAACAGCAAGGCGGCAUUGUUAACAAAGUGGUCAAUGAAGACCUCCUUACUGAAAAAGUGAUGAAUUUCCUCACGUCAUCGAAGCACAAACGUGAAACCAAUCGGGAAAUCUUGGAAAUCAACGAUAAACUAAAGAAGCUAUAUGAAAAUUUGAUCAAGUUGGAUCGCAUUUUUCAAAAAUUGAAUAGGAAAAACCGCGAAUUGGGCAAUGAUUAUGAGCAGUUUCUGAACCAAAUACAGAAAUUGUCAACUUUACAAAAAAAGGACUCGAAUGAAGAAUUGUCGAUAACUUCCAAUUUCAAAAUCUUUGCCGAGUCGCUCACCUAUUUUCUGAAUUCAUGGGAUGACUUGUACAAAUACAUGGACGAAUCUUUCUUGGUUCUGUUGAAAGACUGUGCCAAGUACGUGAUUAGCCUCACCAAUCUUAUCGAAUUGCAACACAAUAAGCGCAUCGACUUGCAAGUGUUGCAAGAUUAUUUGAAUAAAGGCAGGAACGAAUUGAGCAACUUGACGGGUCACCCAACCCAGCUUCCCGCAUCGCAACACCUGCAUCAAAGCAGCAGUGGCGGAUUGGUCAACAAUACCACCCAGUUGAUUAGAGAUACGCUUUCGACUUCGGCUACCCCUUACAUUGGAUCAACAGCCUCCGAUAAUAAGAUCCAUAAACUCGAAAGCAAAAUCCAGCAACUUGAAAACGAAAUCACGGUGCAAACUAAACUCAUCAAUGACUUUACCACCAAGAUCAUCAAUGAAGAAUACCCCAAUUGGGACAGGUUUAAUAAACAGGAGUUGAAGAGCGCUAUGCUUGGACUAUGCGAUAAACAGAUUGGUUUCUACAAUGGGCUAGUUGAUAAUUGGAGUCAAGUUGAGAUGAAGCUCUCAAAGAGACUCGAUGAAUUGAAUUGA
Lodderomyces beijingensis is the source of this 1902-nucleotide messenger RNA. The record is from the annotation of a GenBank genome assembly. NCBI's taxonomy places the organism in Eukaryota, Fungi, Ascomycota, Pichiomycetes, Serinales, Debaryomycetaceae.